Pantherophis guttatus is the source of this 2014-nucleotide messenger RNA. RefSeq lists its product as uncharacterized. Gene Ontology annotation, cellular component: nucleus. NCBI's taxonomy places the organism in Eukaryota, Metazoa, Chordata, Lepidosauria, Squamata, Colubridae. Gene Ontology annotation, biological process: regulation of DNA-templated transcription. The record is from RefSeq and is a predicted model, not a curated record.
AGCAUCCAAAUGUAAAUCACAUGACCAUGGGGAUGCUACUAGUCAUAAGUGUGAAAAAUGGUCAUGUCACUUUUUUCAGUGUCGUCGUAACUUUGAACCAUCACUAAGAGACCUGUUGCAAAUCAAGGACUACCUGUAUAGACUACAAGCCCUAUGAAUCUACCUUUGACUUCUAGCUGUAUCUGGUUUCCAUUACAAUCUUUUUCUCCUAUUAUCAUUACAUUUGCUUUUUGGAAAGUUCCCCCAAGUUUCCUGCAUACCUAUAUCAAAAUCAGAAUAGAGCUAGAAGGGACCUUGGAAGGCUUCGUCCAGCCCGCUGCUCAAGCAGGAGAUCCUAUAUAGAUACCUCACUUUCCGUCCAUCGCUCCGCAAGCUUGGCACGCAGGACCCGCUAGAGGGCGCCCUUUGCAAACAAUCAUUGGAUUCAGGCGAAUUGCUUUUGCAAGCUCCAAAGAAGCAUCUCACCCGAUGCUUGCAAAGGGAGGGCAGGAAGUGACUGUUUGCACGCCGAAGGACCGCUUUUCCAGGAAGCAGCGUCCUGUCCAAACGCUGGACCGAUCCUGCAGACGGCUUCGUCCUUCCUUCGGGUAAUCUCAGUCUCCAGAUCUGGAGAAGCGUCCUUCUUGAAAACCCCCAAGAUUUCAGCUACUCAUUUGCACCCCUUUUAGGGGGUCCAUAGGACGCUCAUCUCUGCAAAGAGAACCUCUUCUGGGUUAAAGAUUCAGUUCUGCACCAGCUCUCUCCUGAGGAUCUCUUAUCGGCCUUGCAGUCAUAAAAUGUGUGGACGGAUGAAUGUGAAUUUUAAACAAAUUGAAUAAUGAAAGAAAGUUCUUCCCGUUGUGUUGGAUUGCUGGAUUACUGAAUGUACUUUCCAUAGAAGCUAAUCAUUCAAAGGAGAAAUAUGUCAUUCUCCAAGAUGGCAGAAGGUGACUCUCCUUACCAUUCUGCUCCCAUGAAUAAAAGUGGCCUUGUAGAUUCGGAGGAGCCUUUGGAUUUGUUUGGACAAGCAGCAAGAAUCAAACAGAACAUUCUGGAAGAAGCAGCCACACAUUGUGUUGCCCAGUGUUGCCCUUUUAGGGAGCUCUGUUGCCAGGAAGCUGAGGGACUCCAAGUCAUAUGCAGCCAACUCCAUCAUCUUUAUGAUCAGUGGCGGAAACAAGAGGGCCGCAUGAAAGCUCAGAUGGUAAUCCUGCAGCUCUACACCCCACCCACUGAGGUGGAGAGCUGUGUCUGGAUGCAUGGAGCAGGGUCCAAGUCCCAGGAAGUGACCUUAGCCGAAGGUUUCCUCCUGAGCCAUGUGGAGCAGAAAAUUCAGCCAAAGCAGCAGAUUCAUCAGCAUUUCAUGGAGGUGGUCACUCAUGGUUCUAAAGCAUCAGGAGAUGCAUCACAUCUCCCUCAACAAAUAGUCUUUGGGGGAAUCCCCAAAGAGGACCUAUCUCAGAAGUCAACAUCAGAAAACGGAACAAUGGUGAUUAUACCAAUGGAAAGGUCUUCUCUUUGUGGUGGAGCAGAAACUGUGGCUGGACUUCCAACUCAGAUCCCUGUGUCCUUUGAAGAUGUAGCUGUGUUUUUCUCUGAGGAGGAGUGGGCUCUGCUGGAUUUUGACCAAAAAUCCCUGUACAGAGAGGUCAUGCUGGAAAAUGCUAAGAAUGUGGAGUCCAUGGAUGACAGGGAAGAGCCUGAAGAUUAUAAAGAACCAGGUGUGAAUUCACUGGAAAGGACUGAGACUACAAAAGGGAUAUUUCAAAAUCGGAAGAAACCAAAUGUGACUGAAGAAAACUGGUUGAAUAAUAGGAAGGGAAAAUCGUCUAUUUUUCAGUAUAGAGAAAAUUGCAACUUCAAUAUCCAACCUCACAAAGAAAAAAGAAGCUGUUUAAAGGGUAGGAAAACAUUCAGCAAUAAAUCAGUCAUCUCUGAAUGUAGUAGAAUCCAUUCUAAAGAGAAGCAGGUUGAAUGCAGGGAACAUGGAAAAAAAAGAUUUGAAUCUAGAUCUUCCUUUACAUCAAAGCAUUGA